AUGACUGACGAAUAUUUUUUCACCUCUUGUUUCAUUUUUAACAGAUCUCCGGGUGGUUCUCCGCGCAAGAGCGGAGACAGCGACAGCGGCGCGAGCGGCAACCCGAGAACGCAACUCGCGGAGCAUUUGCCCGUGAUUGCGGAUAUCGGUGGUAUGUUUGCCGAUCUUGUUAGUCGUGUUCCGGGCAUGGAGAACUUCUUGACGGCGAUGAAGCGCCCGUUACGCGUCGCGACGAUGUGCUCUGGCACGGAGUCGCCGCUUCUCGCACUCGACAAGAUUGGGGACGCCACGGAAAAACUCUAUGGUACGCGUCUCGCCGUCGACCACGUGUUCUCGUGCGAGAUCGAACCGUUCAAGCAAGCAUACAUCGAGCGUAACUUCGCGCCGCCAAUCCUCUUUCGCGAUAUUCGCGAAUUAGGCGGCGACCAGGCGACGACGGCUUACGGCGCGAAAAUCAACGUGCCGCACGACGUCGACAUGCUCGUCGCGGGUACUUCUUGUGUCGAUUACUCCAACUUGAACAACGAGCGUAAGGGUCUCGAGGCACAAGGGGAGUCUGGUCAAACGUUCCGCGGGAUGAUGAACUGGAUCAGAAAGAGCCAACCACCGAUCAUCAUCUUGGAGAACGUGUGCAACGCGCCGUGGGAUCAAGUGCAGAAGAAGUUUGAAGACGAGGGCUACCACGCGCGUUUCAUGCGCGUGGACACGAAGCGGUUCUACAUUCCGCACACGCGUACGCGUGUGUACUUGUUUGCGUGCAAAGCGAGCGAUGCAUCGCUCGUCGAAGCGUGGAAGGGUAUGGUAAAGUCGCUCGAGCGACCGGCGAGCGCGACGCUCGAAGCAUUCCUCUUCGACGCCGACGAUCCUCGUGUACACGAAGGUCGACGUAUGUUGGCUCGCCCGGGUGAAGAUUCGACGCGCGCAAACACUGACUGGGGACGGUGCGAAUCUCGUCAUCAACGCGCACGCUUGGAGGAAGGUUUGGGUCAGCGUCGCCCGUUCACGCAUUGGGAUGGCGGUUGCACGCUCCCCGACUUUGCAUGGAACGACUGGGGUAAGGCUCAGACCGACCGCGUGCUUGACUUGAUGGACAUCGACUAUUUACGCCUUGCGCAACUUGAUAUUGAUUCCAUGCACAAGACUUUGGUUUGGAACCUCUCUCAAAACGUCGAUCGUACCACCGGCUCGGUCGCUCCGGGAAUUUGCCCGUGCCUGACGCCAUCGAUGGUGCCGUUCGUCACCAACCGUGGUGGUCCUCUCGUCGGCAUUGAAGCUCUGAGCUUACAAGGGAUUCCGGUCGAUGACUUGUUGUUGACCCGUGAAAGCGAGAACCAAAUGAGCGAUUUAGCCGGCAACGCGAUGACGACGACCGUCGUCGGCGCUUGCAUGCUCGCCGCGAUGACUCUCAUGACGGACAACCUCGCCGCAAAGAAGCACAAGACGGCUCGACGCGCUUUACUGCUUGACGAUGAUUCCAAGGAGAGCUCGCAAACUAUGCAAGGCUCGCUGACAGUCGUUCAAGCUGCUGCGGCUAAGAAGACGGAGGUCGUCGGGCAAGACAAGUUGGUGAAGCGUCCCCUCGAUCUCGGCAUGAAGCCAGUCGGGAUGAAGGAGCUCCUCAGCAAGGCGAACAGAUCUGCGCGUUUGUGCGUGUGCGAAGGUGAAACUGGCACCACUGAUGCGGAUUCUCUCGUCAUUUGCCGUGACUGCUCUCACACGUGCUGUAUCAAGUGCUGCGGGCGACCCGAACACAACUACGAGAAGCACGUCGUCGAUCGCAUCUUGCCGGAGGAUUUCAAAGAAGACUUGAAAAACUCUCUGCCGAUGCACAUGAAGUUGGAUGUGAGCUCGGCCAAGUUUACGAAACCGAAAGAACUUCUUGGUAAAGUGUGGGACGACUGGAUGGACGCGAUCAAGGCUAUUGGGGAAGCUGAUUUCUUGUUCCGAGGCAUGAAGCGAACCAACGUCUGGCGCGUGUAUUACUCGUGCGCUUCUGAGGACAAAGUACGCUUGGAAUUGCGCAUCGCUCCUAACGCGGCCGAGUGGUUGAUCUUCGUUGAUCCUUCCAUCAAGAAGGGCAAACCGGAGGAGUUCCAUGAACGCCCGUUGAUGCGUAUGCUCUUGGACAAGUCGGCGAAGAGCGUCUUGGACGGCACGUGGGAGUUCUUCUCGCCAGAGUACGCCGCGGUGCCGGUUAUUCUUGAAGGUAAGGGCGAACUCGAAGAUUCUUGGCAGAUCAAGCUCGGUAUGUUGACCAACAGCAAGCUGAACGGUGACGUGAAUUGGCCGGAGGAACGUUGGACUCAGUACGAAGUUAAGCUGAAAGAUCCGAAGAACGCGACAGAGUUUGAUCGCAGCAUCACCGGCACCUACCAGCUUUAUGACAAAUGCGACGCCGCUCAAAGUUCAUUGCACAAGCGCAUUGGUGGCCCGCAAAAUGGUCGCGAAAUGUACUUCUUCAUGGACCCCAGACGUAACCAAAAGGGUGAAUUUGACUACUUCGUGUUUGCGGAUAACCAUCGUCGUUUGAUGUAUGGUGAAGACCGCAUGGAGACGGCGCACUUGGAUUUCCGAAACCUUGGACAGCCUCCUUCGGGAGAUCGUUUCCGUCCGAGUGAUAAGAAGGUUGUCGAACACAUGGCUCACACGUUUGGAAAAUGGACUGCUCUGCCGCAAAAGGUUGCCCUCAUGCCCGCCGUCGUCCAAAACGCCGUCGUGUUGACGCCGCCGGUGAACGCCGUCCCGACUCAAGGCGAGGACUCGUGCUCGAAGGCGGUUGCCAUCAUGCGUUGCUCCGUUCCUUUGUCUAGCGUUGAUGUCGAUUUGUGGCCCGAGAAUGGAUACACGACUGUGCGUCUUGACAAGAGUCAUGCUACCUUCCAACGCCUCGAGUGGUUCACGUCUCGCAUGGAACUUCCGAAGGUUGUGGAGAAGUGGAACCAGCUCAGCGACGAUCACGCGUUGUCGUGCGAUAAAUUCGCUUGCUCGCGAUGUGCGCCGACGCCGCCGACUCUUUUGUGGAGCCGACAAGUCGGUUCGCAAAAGAUUCAAGCCCGUGAAGAUCCGUUGCAGGCAUCCAAAUAUGAACAAGCGCUCAAGUGUCGACCCGAGCCAUUCGUCGUGCAAUGGACUCGCGAGAAGACGACGGGCAACUUGAUGAUUGCUGGUAACCCAGCUACGCUCGUUCAUCGUGCUCUUGCGCUUGUCGCUCCGUCUGGUGUUCGAGGCAUCGAAUCAAAGGCGCCGCAUAUGUCGUGGAGAAUCGUUCGACACGACGACCGCCCGAUGGACAACUUUGGGGAGUUUGAAUUGAAGAGCAACCGUCACGACAAGCAAGUUGCGCAACCGCCGAACUGGAGCAAGAAGUACCCACUUCGCCCAGAACAACUGCGCUCGCUUGGGUGGAUGGUUCAGCAAGAGAUCAACGAAACGCCGUUCGUGGAAGAGGAAAUUUGUGAAAAACUUCUUCCGGCUUUGGGCCUUCGCAUGGAUGGCAAGGCGGAAGUCUCAAAGGUGAUUCGCGGCGGCAUCGUGGCCGAUCAAGUUGGUUACGGGAAAACGGCCAUCUCCAUCGGGGUCAUCUUGGCGAACCAGCUCAAGUUCCCGACGCCCAAGCAAGCUAAAGUUGAUGCUCCGGUCAAAGCGAUUCCGACCAAGGCAACGCUUGUCAUCGCGCCGUCUCAGUUGCUCCGCCAAUGGCCGAGAGAGGUUGAGAAGUUCAGCGCGAGAGGUUCUUUGAACACGGUCGUUCUCAAGACAAUGUCUGAUCUCAACUCUUUGACGGCGCGAGAGGUCAUGGAAGCAGAUGUUGUCAUCGUCGCUACGACUCUCUUCAGAUCUUCGCUGUACUUUGAGCGUCUCGCGCAACUCGCCGGUCGACCUUCUCUUCCGGAUCCGAAAUCUUCGAGCCAAGCGCGCCACUUCACGAGCGUGUACAAGGACACUGUGGCGAGCCUCGAAGACCAAGUCAUGCGAUUGACCGAUAAGAAACUUGGUGUCGCUGAGGUUGCCAAACACACGCCGACGAAGAAGACGCCGACGAAGAAGACGCCGAUGAAGUCACCGAUCCGCGCGUCUGCGCGAAACACGCCGCGUAAGUCAUACGCUGAAGAUGAUAGCAUGGAAACUGAUGAUGAGAUCUCUGAUUGGGAUGACGAUGAAUCGCUGGAUGGCAGUGAAAGCGAGGAAUUCGUCAAGGAAAAGUCGACGCCGAAGCGUAAGCGCAUCGUUAAGCAACGAAGCAUGGAAAUUGACGCCGAUGGCAAUAAAGAUCAUUGGGGUCUCGAAAGCGCUCAAGCUGAGUACGACUGGCGUGACAUCAAGUCUGUUCCUGUCGAGCUAUUCCACUGGCGCCGCGUCAUCGUCGAUGAGUUUACAUACUUGAAGCCGUCCGAUAAGGCCGUCGUCAUGGGACUUCAAUCUGAAUCCCGUUGGUGCUUGUCUGGUACUCCGCCGGUGGGCGACUUUGCCGACAUCAAGGGUACCGCUGCUUUACUCGGUAUCAACCUCGGCAGCGACGAAGUUCCGCGCUAUAACAAGUCGGAAAUCACGAAGGUGGAGACGUUCCAAUUCUUUAAGGAGAAGCCGACACAACAAUGGCACAAGCGAAGAUGGGAGGUGGCGCAAGGCUUUUUGAACCGUUACAUGCGACAAAACAUUGCUGAAAUCGAUGAGAUCAAGUUCAAAGAAGAUGUGUGUGAUGUUCAACUUCGACCAGCUGAGCGUGCUAUCUACCUUGAGCUCGAUCACUACUUGCAAUCCAUGGACAUGAAGGCGAAGAAGAAGAAGCGAGGCGCGUCUGAGAGUGACCGCGACGCCCGUCUCGCUGCCGUCCUCGGCAACUCUUCUUCCGCAGAAGAAGCACUUCUGAAGCGCGUGGCGCACUUCGAAUUGGAUGACGAAGCGGGAACUGCGCUUCGAACUUGCCAAGACAUCGUGAACGUUCGCAAGACUCAACAAGAAGAUUGCUUGAAGGAAUUCGGUGAAGCCAUUCUCAAGGCGCGCGCCAUGUUGUCGCAAAUGUCUCAGAUGCCUGACUUUACUCCGGAAGACAAUCCGUUCAUCCGAUGGGAGAACGGCGUUCAAGGCGAAGGUAUCGGUGACCCCACAGCGAGCGAACUUCUCAAGGGCGUGGUCAAGGCUGUUGAAGGCGAGCCGAGCUCCACGAUGGACUCUGGGAAAUCCGUAUCCAUGAAGAAGACGAAGACGGCAUCCCUCGACGAUAAGCUCUGGGAGCUGCGAGAGCAUACGCACGGUCUCCGCAAGUUGCAAAAAGAGCUUGUCGGUCGAGUGCGCUCUUUGCGCUUCUUCCAGUCUGUUCGUGACUUGCAACAAGCCAAGAUGGACGAUUCGGUCAAGUGCGAAGCGUGCUCGAAGAAGUUUGCCAAGUCAAAGUCUGGCGUCCUAUCUACGUGCGGCCAUAUUGGUUGCGUCACCUGCCUCAAGGUCAACGCCGAGAACCAAGAGUGUGGCGUGAAGAACUGCGAUUGCGCUACUCGUGACACGUCCGUCGUGACCGCGGUCUCUCUUGGCACCGAGGCCAGCGCGGACUCCAAGUCUAUCAAGACUGAUGGUGGCGUCGGCGUGCACGGUUCAAAGAUCAUCGACAUCGUCGCUCACAUCAAGUCCAUCCCGGAUGACGAACGAAUCCUGGUCUUCGUGCAAUUUCCUGACUUGAUGCAACAAGUGAGCUCCGCGCUCAACGAAGCUGGUAUCAAAACGCUCAAGCUCAAGGGCUCGGUGCAUCAACAAACGGGCGCGCUCGACGAGUUCCAAAAAGAAAACUUGAAGAAGGAUGAUGCUCGCGUUCUCUUGCUUUUGAGCCGAGACGAAAGUGCGUCUGGAGCCAACUUGACGACGGCUAACCACGCCAUCUUCGUUCACCCCUUGCUCACGAACACUGCUCAGGAGUACAUCGCCAGCGAGACGCAAGCCAUCGGUCGCAUCCGCCGCUACGGGCAACAGCGCGAAGUGCGCAUCUGGCGCUUCAUCGCUCGCGAUUCCGUCGACUCUGAAAUCUUGAGUCAGCGCGCCGCUGGCUUGAUGCAGAACUAAUAACAGACUAGAUGCGCUUCUUACUUUACUAUUACUGCAACCGCAAAGAAACACCCUCAUAUUGACGACAGGAGGUGGUCUGAUCCCUCUCAAGUCUGCCAGUUGUCGCCAACACACAUAUAUGACGAUUUGUAACGUGUUUUACAUACAACUAUAUCACCUAAUGACGCUCUAAUACCAACGCGUCGUCGUUUUCAUGAACCAAGCAUCUCGUGCAGUUUCGGUGCUUCGAAGCUGCGCGUAGAGCGGUAGUUGGUCUUCAAGAACUUUCCUCGUCGCUCCGCGGCGUCGAUCAACGCGCGGAGUUGGCGCCGAAGAUGGAUCUUGACUCAACUUUAUCUUCGCCAACUGUGAACGCAGGCGCUCAGUUUCUUUCGUCUUCUUCUCGAGUUCGAUGGUCAGGCGUUCGUUGCGCGAUUUUUCGCGCGCCAACGCCCCUCGAAGCUCCUGAAUUUCUCGCUCUUUCGCGUUUGCUUUCGAACGCCGCUCUUCGCUUUCAACCGCUGUCGCGUUCUUUGUCGCCGUCGUUCGCGCAGCAUCGGCGCGACGUCGUGCCCAAAAUAACGCCAUAUCUAAAUCAAACGAGAC
This is a messenger RNA of Ostreococcus lucimarinus CCE9901, 6642 nucleotides long. RefSeq lists its product with no specific name. Gene Ontology annotation, molecular function: ATP-dependent chromatin remodeler activity; ATP binding; methyltransferase activity. NCBI's taxonomy places the organism in Eukaryota, Viridiplantae, Chlorophyta, Mamiellophyceae, Mamiellales, Bathycoccaceae. Bases 1 to 6054 code for a protein of 2017 amino acids. The record is from RefSeq and is a predicted model, not a curated record. The transcript has 3 exons.